UAUGGUCCAAAUGUCGCACACCUUGUCUGCUACCGAGGUUGAGCAAGGGAUGACCCGACAUACCCUGAGCGUGCACCAGGACCUAGAGGAGUCGGACCGAAACAUCCAGGUCAGCCUCGAUGACCACGAACUGUGGACCAAGUUCCAGUGCCUCACAAAUGAAAUGAUCGUCACCAAAAACGGAAGGCGCAUGUUUCCCGUCGUAAAAGUGAGCGUCUCUUGCUUGGUCCCAACCGCCAUGUACUCAAUUUUGCUGGAAUUUGUGCAAAUUGACACGCACCGCUGGAAAUACGUCAACGGUGAGUGGGUGCCAGGCGGGAAAGCUGAAGUCGCGCCGACAAACCCAAUCUACAUUCAUCCCGAGUCGCCGAAUUUCGGCGCUCACUGGAUGCGAGAGCCCGUGUCAUUUGCAAAAGUCAAGCUGACCAACAAGAGCAAUGGCAACGGACAGCAGAUCAUGUUGAAUUCACUUCACAAAUACGAGCCCCGCGUCCACAUAGUGAGGGUAGGGUCCGAGCACCGCAGAGUGGUCUCGUACCCGUUUCCCGAGACACAAUUCAUCGCGGUCACGGCCUAUCAAAACGAGGAGGUGACCUCACUCAAAAUCAAAUACAACCCUUUUGCCAAAGCGUUUCUGGACGCAAAGGAGAGGCCUGAGGGCAGCAUCAACAACAAUUCCAGCCCCGGCGGCAUUUUCCACCGUUCCUCCAGCAGUCAAAGGUCGGAGCACGCACCCUACCACCACCAGCCGCAGCAUCCCCAAUACGGCGCGUGGCUCCUUCCACAGAGCAUGUACCACAGUCCUCCACACCACCCCGGACUUGUUCCCACCGGGCUGGGCUCACCAGGUCAGGAGCGGUAUUCACCAGGUUCCCUACACAGACAUCGCCAAAGUCCUUAUGUACUGCCUUCCAGAUCAACUAGACAGUCUCCGCCUCAAUCAGGAUCGUAUUGUCCAGAGGGUGCCGAGUGCGAACCGGACCACCUGCUGAUUUCCGGCCCGUCCGCCACGCAGAUUUCGUGGCACUCGAUGGUAUCGUCGAUGCACCCCGAGAGUGGCAGCAGUGCUGUGAGUUGGUCCAACAUCUCGCCCAUUCCGUGCAACACGUCGCCGUCGAUUUUCAACGGAAUGGUGUCGCCGUCGGUGGUGUGGGCCAGCGGCACCACCCCCACGGAGACGACCGCCAGCAGGGUCGGUCCCACGGCUCACCACCAGUCCUCCUACUCGCACCACUUCCCCCUUGUCGAGUUCAGUCCGCACCACCUGCACCACCACCCGGCUGCAGUCAUGAUGACCUCACCCCUCCUCUCGGUCGAGUACCCUUCCGAGGGCAGUCCCUCCAACCCCCUCUCAGUGCCGCCGCACCACGAGCCCUUGGCCAAGUCAGAAACUCAUUCGGCGGCGUACAGCGAGGAGGAGAGCAACUCCAGGGGCGACUGGAGCUCAGUGACUCCUCUCACCGGAAUUUGAUGUGGUUUUAAUUCGGCACUAAAUAAUUAUGCCAUAGUGAGUGAGUUGAGACUAGGGGUACAUUUCGAGCAUUUAAUUCCAAGCUAUCGGUUUUCCACGUCAGAUGUAAAAUGUUUGUUGCAAGGCACUUUUUUAUUUCAAAUUGGUCUGCAGAACUUUUUAAUCAAAAUUUGAGAUUUCAAUUACCCUAAUCCAUUUUGAGAAUUUCGCUUCCCAAUUUAGAGCCCCGGAUAUCAAUUUGCUGGACCAAAUUUCUUUGAAAUAUAACGUGGUUUACAACUUUGUAUUUAACUGGGAGGAAAACCUUCAAAUUGGUUCAAUUUUGUACGCGAAAUACAAAUGAAUUUUGUUUACAGCACCGUGAACAAAUCUUAAAUUUUUAUGCUAUGAGACCGAAUUUUUGUGUGAUUAAAACUGCCCAUAAUAGAUGAGCGACCUUUUGGAUAGCUCAGAACCCUAGUAAUGAUUGUACACUGUAGUUUGAAAGAAGUAAUUGUUUUAUUACUUUGAAGUUUUGUCUGAAUAUUGCAAAAUAUAGCUGUAUAUUUUACUUUAAAUCUGUUAUUUUCUUUCAAAGAACAACAAC
This is a messenger RNA of Neocloeon triangulifer, 2057 nucleotides long. RefSeq names its product T-box transcription factor T (gene byn). The coding region runs from base 2 to 1471 and encodes 489 amino acids. The record is from RefSeq and is a predicted model, not a curated record. Gene Ontology annotation, biological process: regulation of transcription by RNA polymerase II; heart morphogenesis; positive regulation of DNA-templated transcription. Gene Ontology annotation, molecular function: DNA-binding transcription factor activity, RNA polymerase II-specific; RNA polymerase II cis-regulatory region sequence-specific DNA binding. Gene Ontology annotation, cellular component: nucleus. The transcript is spliced from 5 exons. Lineage: Eukaryota; Metazoa; Arthropoda; Insecta; Ephemeroptera; Baetidae.